AUGAAAGCAAUAUUGCAGAGGGUGCUCUCGGGCUCCGUAACGGUGGAAAAGGAGCUCGUGUCGUCCAUUGGCCGCGGCGUUCUCGUCUUUGCGGCCGUCGCACCAGGCGACACCGAGAAAGAAAUGGAGUCCAUGGCAAACAAGGUGCUACGCAUGAAGCUCUGGGACGACGAGGCGGGCGGCCGGUGGAAGAAGAAUGUGACGGAUAUUGGCGGCGAGGUGCUCUGUGUAUCGCAAUUCACACUGCUCGCCAAGACGACAAAGGGCACCAAACCAGACUUUCAUGGCGCCGCUAACCCGGAAGAGGCGCGGCGACUCUACCAGCUCUUUGUGCAAAAGGUACAAGCUGGCUACCAAGCAGACCGCGUCAAGGACGGCAGAUUCCAAGCCAUGAUGGAGGUUGCUCUGGUAAACGAUGGACCAGUUACCCUGGAACUCAACGUCGGCGGCAAAGUAGCACAAGAGAACGGUAAAAAGGAAUGA
Molecule: messenger RNA, 483 nt
Organism: Akanthomyces muscarius
Lineage: Eukaryota; Fungi; Ascomycota; Sordariomycetes; Hypocreales; Cordycipitaceae
Exons: 5
Coding region: 1-483 (160 amino acids)
Biological process (GO): tRNA metabolic process
Cellular component (GO): cytoplasm
Molecular function (GO): D-tyrosyl-tRNA(Tyr) deacylase activity
Source: RefSeq, a predicted model, not a curated record